CUUGAAUGUUGAAAUAAAACUGUUGAAAUACGUCUUAACUUGAUCCUUCCUUUGUGAAGUUUUAAUCAUGUCAAGCGGUGAUGACAAAUCAACCAUUAGAAAACAACAUGUAGAUGAAUCUCUCAUGCUCAAAGCAAUGCAACAACAAUUUCAGAGGCUGGACAUCAUGUUUGGUGAGAAUAGAGACAAAAUGGAGAAGCAAGAUGUAGCCAUAGCCAAGUUAUACCAAAUACAGAAUGGAAGUCCAAAUUUGCGUAGGAAUGAUGCUAAUGAUGAUCUCAAUGAUGAUUAUGAAGAUGCAUUCAACAAUGAUACUCAGAACUCAAAUUUCAGUAUGGACAAAUUUAUGAGAGGUAGAGGGAGUCAAACAAGAAGGUUUAACCGAGGAGAGCAAAAUUUGACAAGGUGGGGAGAUUGGCAAGAUUGUGACUUAGGUAGCAUCAAGAUGAAGAUUCCUCCAUUCAAGGCAAAAAUGAUCCAUAUGUGUAUUUGGAGUGGGAAAAAAAGGGGGCAUGUUGCAUCGCAAUGUCCUAAUAAGCACACGAUGAUCUUGAGAGAAGAUGGAAAAAUUGAAACUGAGGGUGAAUCUGAUGAUGAAUCUAUGCCACCAUUAGAAGAUGCUAAUGAUGUUGUGGAAUAUGUCGUUGAUGGAGAACUGCUCAUCACCAAGCAAGCUUUAAAUGUGGAAGCCAAAAAAGAUGAUGAAGUACAACGUGACAGUAUAUUUCACAUGAGGUACCAUGUCAAAAACAAGAGAUUCAUCAAGGACUUCAACAGAAUUGCAGCUCUGUUGACUGAAAUCAUGAAAAACAAUGUUGGAUGUAUUGACGUUAGCACUGUUUUGAUGCAAGAGCAGCGGCCUAUUACGUUUUUCAGUGAAAAAUUGACUAGUGCAGCAUUUAACUAUCCUACAUAUGACAAACAGAUGUACACAUUAGUAAGGGCCUUAGAAACGUGGCAGCAUUAUCUUUGGCCUAAGGAGUUCGUGAUACAUACUGAUCAUGAGUCGUUGAAGCACCUCAAGGGACAAGGUAAGUUGAAUAGACGAUAUGCUAAGUGGGUGGAAUUCCUUGAGACAUUUCCCUAUGUGAUCAAGUAUAAGCAAGGAUAAGAAAACAUUGUGGUUGAUGCAUUAUCUCGCAAGUACAUGCUUAUCUCUAUUCUAAGUGUGAAAGUUAUUAGAAUUUGAGUACAUUAAAGAAUUAUAUUCUAA
Molecule: messenger RNA, 1213 nt
Organism: Rubroshorea leprosula
Lineage: Eukaryota; Viridiplantae; Streptophyta; Magnoliopsida; Malvales; Dipterocarpaceae
Source: the annotation of a GenBank genome assembly